This is a messenger RNA of Stegodyphus dumicola, 1814 nucleotides long. RefSeq lists its product as uncharacterized. NCBI's taxonomy places the organism in Eukaryota, Metazoa, Arthropoda, Arachnida, Araneae, Eresidae. Gene Ontology annotation, biological process: phospholipid metabolic process; arachidonate secretion. The record is from RefSeq and is a predicted model, not a curated record. Gene Ontology annotation, molecular function: A2-type glycerophospholipase activity.
GCACAAAAUGGUGUGGCGUUGGUGAUAUUGCUGAAUCCUUUGAAGAACUAGGUAGUCAGGCAGAAGUGGAUGCUUGUUGCAGAGCUCAUGAUCACUGCCCAGUUAAACUUAAAGCUUUCAGAGCCGGAUAUGGCUUGAUCAAUUUGUCCUUGUACACUAAGUCUCAUUGCGACUGUGAUAAAGAAUUCUACUCUUGUCUGAAGAGAUCAGAAAAUAAAUUUGCAGAUGUCGUAGGAAAUUUUUAUUUUAAUUUUAUGAGAGCCCAGUGCAUUAAAGAACACAGACCUUUUAUAUGUGUUGAAAACAGAACAGAAAUAAAUGGAGGUCAAAGAUGUGUGAAAUGGAGUGCGGACCCAAACAGCAAGAAAAUGCAAGUGACAUUAACUCAACUGAAAUACUAAAAAUGAUAAAUUUAUGGUUGUUGAGACAAUAUGCAUUUUUUAGUAUUUUAUGAAGAAACAAAUUUCUGUAUAUUAUCCAUAAUUUCAACUAACAUUUUGAUAAAUUUUCACUUUAUUUCACCUUUUUUUUAAUCUCAUUACUAAAAAUUGUAUACUUAUCAAAAUAAUUAGUAGUAAGUAAUAACUGGUAGAAGUUAAAGCUUCAGUAUCUCUACAAUUUGUUCUUUGGUGUGUUAUUUUAGUUUAAACUGGUAGUACAUCUUUGGAAACUAAUACAAAUUUACACUUCGGGCAUCAAAAUCUUUUUUCCCAUUUUUGAGAUUUAUUUUGUUUUGUCUCUUUCAAAUUAUUUUUAAAUUCAAAAUCAGGUAUUUUACUAACACAAAAAAUAAAACAAAAUCAACAAAAGAGAGCAAAUAUUCUUGCUUAAUCAUUUAUUUGACAUGUAUUUAUCUUUCGUAAGUCACAAAAAUAGAUCAGCAUCUCAAUAUAUCUUUCGGAAAAAUAAACCCUUCUUGGCAUUCUUUUAACAUACCAGAUCAUUUUCAAAACAACUGGAAACCGGUUUAAUUGAAAUAUAGUAUUCACAGAAUAAUAUUUGUAUAUAAGCUUACUUGUUAUUAAGUCAUGAUUAAAAAAUAAAUAUAAUACACAAAGUAAGAAUAAUAAUCUUCGGAUUAUUAAGUCAUGAUUACAAAAAAAUGAAGUAUAAUACACAUAUCAAGAACAAUAAACUUCUUAUUGAAAUAACAUCAGCAACAAAAAAUUAAAAUAAAACAAUACUUUGAAGACGAGAUAUUUUCAGUGAGACAUUUAUAUCACAAAUGAAAAAGCAAAAUCAGAUCUCACCAAAAUUUUUACAUGUACAUUUAAAAACAAAUAAUACUAAUAAAAUAUUAAGUUUUUUAUCAUAGUUAAAUAUGAAAUGAAAUGUUUUUUAUCAUAAUAUGAAAUGUUUUUUAUCAUAGUUAAAUAUGAAAUAUUUCCUUUCGUAACAACAAAAUAACUACUUUUAAUAUCUUUGAAGUAUGCACUUUUCAGAAAACCAUCAAACUGAUGUAAUUUAUACAAUUUUCAUUAUAAAAGUUAAGCACCAAAUUUAAGAAUUCUGAUCUAGCCAUCUUCAUAUUAAACGCGACAAUAUGAUUAAAAAAAAAUUACUUUCUUUUCUAUGUAAACAUUUUCAAAAUAGAAAAUUCUACUUCCCAAGCCUUUAAAUUACUACUGCAUUCUUUCCUAAAAAACUAAGCCUGAAAUAUUUUUCUCAGUAAUAAAAUUUAGUAUUUAGUAUUGCUGGAAUAUAUUGAAAAACAACAUAUUUAUUAAAGAAACUGCUUCAUAUAAAUCAAUUUAACAGUGAAGGGGGAAUAUAAGAAUAAAGAACAGGGGGAAAAAAAAAAAAAAAAAAAAAAA